Molecule: messenger RNA, 1152 nt
Organism: Candidula unifasciata
Lineage: Eukaryota; Metazoa; Mollusca; Gastropoda; Stylommatophora; Geomitridae
Source: the annotation of a GenBank genome assembly
AUGGGUCUCUUUCAACAAUUGAAAUCCUUGCUGCUGGUCCAGCUGGUCCUGGGAUAUAUCUUCGUCACGUCGGGGCUGAUUGUGACAUUCCUCAUGUUGUGUUCCUGCAUCAUCUGGCCUUUUAACAGACACCUGUACCGCAAAGUAUGUGUACACCUGGCAUAUUCUCAUUGGUCACAAAUGACAUUCCUGGCUCAGUGGUGGUCCGGCAUGGAUAUUUCCAUGUACAUGAAGGAUGAAGACUUGAAGUACAUAGGACAGGAGCACAUCCUUUGCAUCAUGAACCACAAGUAUGACAUUGACUGGCUGGUGGCCUGGUCACUGUCUGAGAGGUUCCAGAUGUUGGGGAAUACAAAGAUUUAUGGGAAGCAAAUCCUGAAAUAUGUGCCGCUGAUUGGCUGGGCCUGGUACUUCACGGAGAGCAUCUUCCUCAAGCGUGAAUGGGAGCACGAUGAGAAAAUCAUACAGAAGGAUCUGCAGCAGGCUACAGAUUACCCCGAUGGCUAUUACGUCACUCUGCUGCUGUUUCCGGAGGGGACUCGAUUCACAGAAGAUAAACACAAAGCCAGCCUGGAAAUCUGUAAAGCCAAGGGGUAUCCUCUGCUGAAGCAUGUGUUGUUACCGCGACCAAAGGGUUUUGUGACAUCUAUGCGUGGCUUGAAGGGGCGCUUUCCAACAAUCUUAAAUAGCACAGUGGGAUUCUCUUCUGACGGGCCAGAGCCAACUUUAAUGAAUGUCAUCAGUGGAAGGUCACUGAGAGCUCACUUUCAUGCAGAGCGGAUACCAAUAGAUAGUGUUCCCAUGGAAACAGACGAGGAAUGUGCUGAUUGGUUAAGGCAGCUGUUCAAGAGGAAGGAUGACCUCUUUGAUGAAUUCCUCCAGACCGGCAGAUUUCCUGGUCGCGUUCAGAGGGUGCCACGGCGAAUCAAUGAUCUGAUCAUGUGGCUGUUCUGGGCUAUAUUGACGUGUGUCCCACUGUUCGUGUACCUUGGCAGGAUAUUCCUGUCAGGCACACUGUUUCAGCAGAGCCUUGUAGUUGGAGCAGUAGUUAUAUUGUCUGUUGUUGUGAGACUGAUGAUUGGUGUGACUGAAAUCCACAAGGGUUCAUCUUACGGCAAAGUUUCUGACAAAGAAGACAAGAAAACCCAGUGA